Bactrocera tryoni is the source of this 4304-nucleotide messenger RNA. It is a transcript of the gene Myo31DF, whose product is annotated as unconventional myosin ID. Gene Ontology annotation, biological process: actin filament organization; vesicle transport along actin filament. Lineage: Eukaryota; Metazoa; Arthropoda; Insecta; Diptera; Tephritidae. The coding region runs from base 1111 to 4137 and encodes 1008 amino acids. Gene Ontology annotation, cellular component: myosin complex; actin cytoskeleton; plasma membrane. Gene Ontology annotation, molecular function: ATP binding; microfilament motor activity; actin filament binding. The transcript is spliced from 10 exons. The record is from RefSeq and is a predicted model, not a curated record.
UUUUUUGUUUUCGGUUCGAGUUUUUUUCUUAGCUUCUUGUAAUUUGUGUUUGUCUUAUUUACUACAUGUUCCUAUUCAUUACUGGUUAUUUCCAACAUUGGGUGAAGGAAACUGAUUAAUUAAAAAUAUAUACCUACAUAUGUACACUUUACCUCAAACGUUGAAAGUGUUUACAUAUGUAUACACAUAUAUGUUUAUGCGUCAAAAUACUCGUGAAUCGAAAUUGCACUUCAGAUGUUUUAAAGCCAAGUCCGUACGCAUAUGCGCCAUAUAAUACCUGACACAUUUUGUUCAUAUGUGUAUAAGUAUGUACCUAUAUCAGUAUCCCACCCAAAAAUGUUUAAAAAAAACACAUUUCGGUUAAAUAAUUUAUUUAAAGCAUUGCUAGUGAUUCAGUUAUUAAAUCAAUUGAUUAAUAAAAGUGAAAGAAGUUACCAAUACCAGUAAACGUAUAAAUAGUUCAUUCAUAAUAUAAAAAUUAAGGGAAAUCAAAUGUGUUCGAAUGUGUGUCUAAAUAUAAGAAAAAUAAUAGCAUUGACAAGUUAAUUCCUGAUAUUAAUACACUUACAUAUGUAAAGCCAGUUCCUUAUCCUAAAAUAUUUAACAUUUUUACUGAAGAAUAAAAAAGGUGUUUGUGCUAAUGAUGAAAAGUGGUUAUCAGAGGAAACUUAGCGCCUCGUAAUUUGUUAAAUAUUGAUGAGUUGUAUAGGGCGUCCAUAGUGCUUUCGCAAAUUCACCGGGGAGUCCGUAGUUCUUUCGUGUAGAACUGCUUUGUGGAAUAUGAAAUAAUAUUGAGGAGAUUUGUUCUAUUUGUUUUUUAUUGUCUAAACAAACAGCUACUAAACGCACACUAUUGACACAUGAAGAGCAAACUUCACAUGAACAUAGAGAAAGGUGGUAUAGGUUCGGUUUGCCUUCGAUUUAAAUGAGCCGGUCCAGUCACAUUUGUUUUUGAGAGUACAUAUGUGUAUGGACAUAGUAUUUAGAAUUACAAAUUUACGUAUUAAAUAAGAUAAUUUAUUCGGGUUUGAAAAUCCUUCCUGCGCGUUUGAUAAUCAUAUUUUUGUUUGGUAAAUUGUUUUCUCUCUGUCACGAGAAAAUAUUUCGAAAAUGGCAUUACAACAUCGAGAAGUUGGAGUCAGGGAUUUCGUGCUCCUUGACCAAAUAACAAUGGAUAAAUUUAUGAACAACCUAAAAAUAAGGUUUCAAAAUGGUCAUAUAUAUACCUACAUCGGUGAAGUUUGUGUAUCCAUGAACCCAUAUCGGCAAAUGAACACAUAUGGCCCUGAUGUAAUAAAUAUAUAUAAAGGUCGAGAGUUAUUCGAGAAUCCUCCCCACCUUUAUGCUGUCGCUGACGCUGCAUAUAAGAUUUUAAAGCAACGGCAUCAAGAUACUUGUAUCCUCAUAUCCGGAGAAUCUGGUGCUGGUAAAACUGAAGCGUCAAAAAUUAUUAUGAAAUAUAUUGCAGCCGUUACUAACAUACAUGGGCAAAACGAAAUUGAAAGAGUGAAGAAUGUGAUAUUGCAAAGUAAUUCAAUCCUUGAAACAUUUGGAAAUGCAAAAACAAAUCGGAAUGAUAAUUCCAGCCGAUUUGGAAAAUAUAUGGAUAUUGAAUUUGACCAUAAAGGAGACCCUGUGGGGGGCAUAAUUACUAAUUAUUUGCUAGAAAAGUCUCGGGUGGUGCAACAACAACCGGGAGAACGCAAUUUUCAUAGUUUCUAUCAGCUCUUGCGUGGUGCAAGCGAUAGCGAAUUGCAACAAUAUAAUUUAUCAAAAGAUCCUAACAGAUAUCAUUAUAUGAAUCAAGGCAGUAUGGACAUACUUUCUGAAAAAGUAGAUUAUAAAAGCACAAAUAAUGCUUUUAAAAUACUGGGUUUUUCUACUGAAGAACUGCAAACUAUAUGGCAGAUUUUGGCAGCUAUUCUACAUUUGGGAAAUAUUGAGUUUCAAUCAAUCGAAGAUGAUCUAGUUAUAAGCAACAAAUCGCAUUUACAAUUUGCUUCCAAGUUAUUGCAAGUAACAGAAAAUGAGCUUUCCAAUUCGUUGACAACACGAAUUAUUGCAGCUGGUGGUAAUGUUAUGCAAAAGGAACAUGAUGCCACGCAAGCUGAAUAUGGAAAGGAUGCUUUGGCUAAAGCAAUAUACGACCGUUUAUUCUCUUGGAUUAUUUCCCGGAUAAAUCGUGCAAUCCUCUAUCGCGGCUCGAAAACUCAAGCACGUUUCAAUUCAGUUAUUGGAGUUUUAGACAUUUACGGAUUCGAAAUUUUUGACAACAAUAGUUUUGAGCAGUUUUGUAUAAAUUAUUGCAAUGAAAAAUUACAACAAUUGUUUAUUGAGCUGGUUCUUAAACAGGAGCAGGAGGAAUACCAAAGAGAAGGUGUAGAAUGGACGAAAAUUGAAUACUUUAAUAACGAAAUAAUAUGCGAACUCAUUGAACAACCACAUAAAGGUAUGAUAGCUAUAAUGGAUGAGGCUUGUCUGUCAGUGGGUAAAAUCAACGACGAAACACUGUUAGGUGCAAUGGAUAAAAAUCUUAGCACCAAUCCUCAUUUCAGCAGUCGACAAUUGAAACCAAUGGAUAAGGAACUCAAACAUCGGGAAGAUUUUCGAAUAACACACUAUGCGGGUGAUGUCAUUUAUAAUAUCAAUGGAUUCAUCGAAAAGAACAAAGAUACAUUGUAUCAGGAUUUCAAGCGACUAUUGCAUCACUCCAAAAAUGUUAACUUGAGCGGAAUGUGGCCCGAAGGGGCCCAGGAUAUAAAAAAAACAACGAAACGCCCCCUAACAGCCGGGACGCUUUUCCAACGAUCCAUAAUAGAUCUUGUGAAAACUCUUUUGAAAAAAGAACCAUUUUACGUUCGUUGUAUUAAACCUAAUGACAUAAAGAGCCCCACCGUGUUCGACGACGAACGUGUACAGCACCAAGUUCGCUAUUUAGGAUUGCUAGAGAAUGUGCGAGUUCGACGAGCUGGUUUUGUGCAUCGUCAACGGUACGAUAAGUUCUUAUUGCGCUACAAAAUGAUUUCUCAAUAUACAUGGCCGAAUUUCCGUGCCGGUACCGACCGUGAUGGUGUGAGAGUUUUGCUUGAGGAAAAAGGUUUCGGAAGCGACGUAAAAUAUGGACAUACAAAAGUCUUCAUACGCUCACCUAAAACAUUAUUCGCUCUUGAGCAGCAGCGAAAUGAAAUGAUUCCGCAUAUUGUUACUUUGUUACAAAAGCAAGUGCGCGGGUGGAUUGCACGUCGGAAUUACAAGAAAAUGAAGGCUGCACUUGCUAUAAUGCGUGCAUAUAAAACAUACAAAUUACGAUUUUACGUACAAGACCUAGCUCAACGCUUUCGUAAUGCCAAAAAUUUUAGAGACUAUGGUCGGAGUAUCCAAUGGCCACAACCUCCAUUAGCUGGACGAAAUGCAGAACCUCAACUCCAACGCAUUUUUAACUAUUGGAGGGCUUUUAUGAUCCUUCGUAAAUAUCCACGAAGUGAAUGGCCGCAAUUGCAAUUACAAAUAAUUGCUGCAGCUGCUAUAAAAGGUCGUCGAUUACAUUGGGGACAGCAACGCAAAUGGAUUGGUGAUUAUUUAGCCAACUCGCAGGAUAAUACGGGUUAUCAAGCCUAUACCACCAACGUUAGAAACUUAAAGAAUAGUGAAUUAUUUAAUAAUAUACUAUUUUCGUCAUUCGUUAAAAAAUACAACAAACAUAAUAAAACUGCUGAUCGUGCCUUUAUUGUAACAGAUUCGACAAUCUAUAAACUGGAUGGUGCUAAACAUAAAUUUAAAAAUAUGAAUCAUUCUUUAUCCAUUAAAGAUUUAACAUCCAUCAGUAUUAGCCCUGGACGCGACCAACUUAUUGUUUUCCACUCUUCCGACAACAAUGAUUUAGUUUUUGCUCUGAAAAGUGAAAUCUCUCAGUUAAGAGAUGAUCAUAUUGGUGAGCUUGUGGGUGUAAUAUGUAAAAAAUAUAUGGACAUUUGUCAGCGAGAACUGCGUGUGGAUGUUAGCCCUACAAUUGCCUGCCGUUUGGGUGGAAAAUCACGAGCAAUUACAGUAAAGGGUGAACCAGGAGUUGAAAAUCCAAAUUUCCGACAUGUAGCGGGUAAUAUUAUUUUUGAAGUUCCACCAUCUUAUUGCGUUUAGGAAGUUCUUGAUUUGAGGUGUGUCUAUGUAUAUGCGAUUUAAAGUUAAAACACUUUUUUAUGUGAUGCAUUUUUUACAUACAUGUGUACAUGACUAGCUUUAUAUUUAAUAUUUAUUAUUUUAAAGUAAACAUGACUAAUUAAAACUAUACUUUAUACAAUACGGAA